AUGGGUAAAGGCAGCAAGUCCAAAAAAAUCGUAGAAGAGUCUGAGUCUGAGGUUUAUCACGUCGGUAUGCAGCCACCCAGCCCUGCCUUGGAUCCUACCUCAUACGUCUUAGAGGUCAUUACAAAGGCCCGUGUUGUUGUUGACAGCGCAGACGAAAGUAGCGACCAGGAAGGCGACCGAUCAUCCAGCAGAAGGAAGAAGAGGAAAAGGAAGAAAGAGAAAGAGAAAGAGAAAGAGAAGAAAAGUGAAGCGAGAUGGGAAUACUACGUCAAGUGGGCCGGGUACGAUUCGGAAGCCAACAGCUGGGAACCUCAAGAAAAUCUUGAAACUUGCGUCAGACUUUUGGGCAGUUUUUGGGAACAUGUCGGUAUGGAUAACCAAGACUAUCCAGUGGGAUACGAGGCGGUCGCGAAGGACCACUGGAUCAGUUGA
Laccaria bicolor S238N-H82 is the source of this 432-nucleotide messenger RNA. RefSeq lists its product as uncharacterized. The record is from RefSeq and is a predicted model, not a curated record. Lineage: Eukaryota; Fungi; Basidiomycota; Agaricomycetes; Agaricales; Hydnangiaceae. The coding region runs from base 1 to 432 and encodes 143 amino acids. The transcript is spliced from 4 exons.